This is a messenger RNA of Echinostoma caproni, 1164 nucleotides long. The record is from the annotation of a GenBank genome assembly. Lineage: Eukaryota; Metazoa; Platyhelminthes; Trematoda; Plagiorchiida; Echinostomatidae.
AUGGCCAUUGGCUUGCCGAACUGGUGGCACUCAUUUGUUCUGCUGGCUUUUCUAAUCAGCUGUUCCGUACGGGUCCAGGAUUCCGUCGCAAUUAUCGCCGAACGUGAUCACAUUGAACAAUUGUUUCCCUUUGGGCCACUACUACCACCACCUCCGCCACCACCAACAGCUCCACCAUCACUACUUCCAGCGCUGCAGUCACCACUGCAGCUUCCUUCGCCUGCUCUACCGCCGCCUGAACCGUACUCGAGUUUCUUUAACCAAACUCCACCGGUGCCGGACUAUUACGUGUUACCUUCGAAUCACGACCGAUCCGCUUAUAUGCCGCACAUCUACCCGCAACUUUCGUAUCUCACUGACCCAGUUCACACACCUGUCGGAUAUGAUCCGUCGUAUUCAAUUUCGCGGGACACUGUGGACGUAUUUUCGGGCUCGUCUAUCCCAACCAUUAGCCAGUCAUCAGACACAUCAGACACAAUAAUGGAUUAUGAUGGUGUGCAAUGGGAACAGUUUCAACCGAUCUCUCCCAUUACCAGCAUUAUCCAGCAUGUGCUUGCCAAUUAUCGAAGCCAUGAGAGUCCGGACGAGAACAAUCCAGACCCGACAACUGUCACUGUUUCUGUGCACAUUCUGGCAGUCGCGUCGAUCAAUGUGGUUCAAAUGGAAUACACGGUGGAUUUGUACUUGCGACAGCAAUGGGUCGAUUCCCGUCUAGCCUGGGCACAUGUUCCACACUUGGCACAUUUUAAGGACUAUGUUCUUCUGACCGCGCACAAAAGUAGACUUUGGUUGCCGGAUCUGUUCUUCCGAAACGGCAAGCGCGGAUACAAACACAAGAUGUCGGUGCCGAACGAUCUGAUUCGGGUUCAUCCGAAUGGGAGUGUUUUGUACAGUCAGAAAAUUACAAUGAUUUUGUCGUGUUCCAUGUAUUUACGUCUAUACCCGAUGGAUCAUCAAGAAUGUCAGAUGAAUAUUGGAUCGUACGGAUACACGGUGGAUGAGUUGAAAUUCGUGUGGCGUGAUGAAGACCCGGUUACUGUUGCAGAGAAUUUACAGUUGUUGGAAUUUGAUAGUCCACGAAGUGCUUCUACUCGUGUAAGUCUUUCCGGUAUAUUUUAUGCUGUGGAGUUUUCUUGGGUCAUAUACUUAUGGAAGGAUAGUUAA